Molecule: messenger RNA, 465 nt
Organism: Lactuca sativa (garden lettuce)
Lineage: Eukaryota; Viridiplantae; Streptophyta; Magnoliopsida; Asterales; Asteraceae
Source: RefSeq, a predicted model, not a curated record
AUGUGUUGUUGCAUCAGGUAUGAUACACACUUCCAUAAAGUAUUCAAAGUUUAUACAAAACUAUGGAAAUUCCAACAAGAGAAUCGACAAAAGCUGGUGGAAUCUGGUCUUAAAAGAUGGGAAAUUGGUGAUAUUGCAUCAAGAAUUGGUCAACUUUAUUUUGGGCAAUAUAUGAGAACAAGUCAAGCCAGUUAUUUAUCUGAGGCUUAUAUUUUUUAUGAAGCAGUUUUAACAAGAGAGUAUUUUAAAGAUGGAUUAUUCCAAGAUCUUAAUCUUGCAAAUAAACAAUUGAGAUUUCUUGCUAGAUUUUUGACAGUUUGUCUUGUGUUGAAUCGAAGAGAAAUGGUGUAUCAGUUGGUAAAUCAGCUCAAAAUGUUGGUUUCUGAGAUCAAAAGGGCGUUUCAAGUAUUAAUCUUUUUGUUAUUUGUUACAAGGGCGUUUCAGGAACUAAUUUCUAUUUUUUGA